ACCGUAACAACAAGAGCAGCGUCGGCUUCGCUGCGCCGCUAACGAGCUGCUAAACGCGCGCGAGGCCACGCUUUGAUCUCCUGUCGCUCAACAGCGAGCCGGACGUCACGCGAGCUGCUCACGCGCACAGUCUGCUGGUCGACCUGAAGACCUGAUGGAGGACGAGGAGCUGACGGAGCUCAAGAGGCGGCUGGAGGACCAAGACCAGGACCCGGAGCAGAGAGUCCGGGUCCUGAACCUCGGCUUACACAAGGCGCUGCAGACAGACGGCGUUGCGUUGGCGUCCGUGAAGUCUCGCUUGUACCUGAGCGGCGUCCUGAGCCACUGCGUCCUCCUCCUGUCUCGGGCUCCCAGAAUGCCGCGGGGCAACUGGGGCGCCGCUGCCACGCUCGCCCAGCUCACCAGUUCCUGUUGCGUCGGGGUGGAUCCUGGGAGACAUUCGCAGGCCUUUCAUAGGUUGUUCCUGCCUUCACUCAUGGACGGCAUCCUCUCAUUGGCCAGUCAGCUGAUAAGGCGGGCAGAGGGCCUGUCUCUCUUCAGGAAGGUGAUGGACUCAGUGGGCUGGCUGCUCAGAUCUCACACCCGUCUCACCACCCAGGUUCUCAGCUCGGUUCACUACGAGCAGAUCCAGAUGAGUGAAGACGUCACCGUGUCCCUGGUCUGUGUCCAGAUGUGGCUUCAAAGCUGCACAGCCAGCAGGGACUUCCAGUCUGAGUUGAGUGAUGACUCCGUCCUCUUGCUGCUCAACGAGGCAGUCGGCCUAUUGGCCGUCAGCUCUGACUCUUUAGUGGGCGGGGUCUCCAUCAGACUGGUCCUCUUUAUGGCCAAUCAGCAGGAGCUCCGGGUCCAGCCCCUCCUCCUCAGCUUCAGAGGUCUAGACAGCCUAUUGGACAAAGACUGGCGGGGGCGGGGUUUUGAUCCGGAGGUGGAUCAGCUGAUCGCACUCAUCCAAUCUGACACAAGGAGGUUUCCACAGGCGUGUACUGAGCGUGUGCGGGCGGCGUGCUUGAUCCAGGCGGCCUGGAAGUCCUAUCAGACAAGACGCAGGGUGAAGAGCCUGAACAGAGCGGUCAGCACGUUGCAGAGGAGAUACAGGGCUCGGAGGUCGAGGCAGCAGCAGCAGAAGGAGGAGCAGCGAUGGGAGGAGGAGCUGAAGUAUCAGGUGUGUGUGAGGCGUCAGCAGGCAAGGAGGAAGUUCCACCAGAAACAGAGACAACUGCUGCAGCUACUUCCUCCUGACCAGGUGCAGCCGUACCUGCAGGACUGCGAGCGUCGGGCGGCCGUGGUGAUCCAGAGCUUCUGGAGAGGGUUCAGAGAGAGACAACGCUACAACAACAACAACAACACACUGAGACACACACACGCGCGGCAGCAGGCCGCCAGGACGCUGCAAAGAGCGGUGCGACGCCUUCUGCAGAGACGCCGAGCAGCGAUGGUCCCGCCCACCACGUCUUUUUGGAUUGGUCAGAACGGCUUGACGGACAGCCGGAGGGCGGAGCUAAAGAGACAGGUGGAGGAACAUGUCUCUCAACAUCCUUCGUCCCGCGUGUCCCGUCAGGAGUGCGAGCGUCUCCACGAGGAGGUGCAGCUGCUGCUGCUGUCGGAGCUGCAGAGAGGAGGCCGGCAGAGGAGGGAGGAGCAGCGGGUGGAGGCUCUGCUGGCUCACACACACACACAGCUGGAGCUGCUCCGAGAUGCCCCGCCCCUCUCCGUUGUCACCACAACAGACGCCGACUCCUUCCUGAGCCCCUCGGGUCCUGUUGCCGUGCGCGCCCGCGACUCCCAUCAUGCAGCACUGCAGGCGAGCCGGCUGCCCUGGUGGAGGACGCUCAAGGAGACGGCCGGCGGCGUCGACAUGUUUAGCCCCGCCCACCUGCAGGAGCUGGAGGCGGAGCUCGGAGGACUGUUUGUCGGGGGGUGGGGGGGCAGUGAGGUGGACGGACUAAACCUUGAAAUUGAAGACUCAUGAUUUCCCUUCACAUUAAAACUUGAUCUGAGAACUAUCGGUCACUCUCAUGGAUUAUGGAUCAGAGGCUGUUCAUCAGGUUAUCAGGAACACAAGGCCAGAGAGGCGGAGCCACAAGGGAUGUCAAUCAUAUUUAUAGCAUAUUAGAAACCAGGUGAAGCUCACACCUUGUUCACCUGAAACCUCUCAGGAGUUUUGAUUGACAUGUGAGGAGGAGGAGUAAAGAGGAGACUGACUGAGACGCGUUUCUAAACUCUUUCUUUAAUCUCUGAUCACUUUGUUUUCAUCUGUAGUUUCAGUUCAGAGUUUAUAUAAACAACAAGAUGUGUCAAUAAAAGAGGAUUUAACAAACAUG
Messenger RNA from Cyclopterus lumpus (lumpfish), 2321 nucleotides. Its product is annotated as IQ calmodulin-binding motif-containing protein 1-like. The record is from RefSeq and is a predicted model, not a curated record. Gene Ontology annotation, cellular component: cilium. Gene Ontology annotation, molecular function: calmodulin binding. The transcript is spliced from 15 exons. Gene Ontology annotation, biological process: cilium assembly. The coding region runs from base 155 to 1969 and encodes 604 amino acids. Lineage: Eukaryota; Metazoa; Chordata; Actinopteri; Perciformes; Cyclopteridae.